AUGGGAGAGGAUAAAAAUCGGGACAAGAAAAAGCGGGAUAAGAAGAGAGAAACUCUUUCCACCGUAUAUGAGAGCGACGAUGAACGUAAACGUGAAAGACGUGUUAGAAAGAGUGAACCCAGGACAUCAUCGCAAUACGCCAGUUCUCAUGCCACCACGUCAAGAAGUACAAAAGUUGCUUCUGAAGCAUCCACAGCAAAAGAAUCUCGAAGGGGACCACCCCCUUCUAAAUCUGCGGGUCUUAGUUUCGUCGAUGCAAACGCUCCUAGGUCUGUAGCGUCUGUAGCUCCCAGUAUUACGAGCCUUAGUUCAAGAGGCCAUAAGAGCACCACUGUCGUGGGCAAAGAGGUAGCUAGGAGGGACCAGCUUUACGACAUCGAUGAUUGGGAGGAACGCGAAGAUGCUGUUGAAAAGUUUCGUGCAAAAAUGAAGCAGAAACAAGGAUCCUUAGGUGACAAAGAGAAGACUGAUAGAAUCUCUGAUUACGUUGAUAAAACAAUUGCUCGUGUGCCGAAAGAUCGCGUGGCGGCGGCGGCUGCAGAACUAUCGAGAUACCAGGCUCCAAGUGAAAAGAGUUAUACUCCAAGUGUGAAGAGUCAUGCUUCUAAGGCGACACGGGACUCGCGGGACUCGCGCGACACGCGCGACACGCGGACGACAAGUAAAACAAAGGACACACGGGACAGCAGGCUCUCAAAAAGUGAGGUUCCUAGCAGUAGAGAUUCCCAUAGCAGGCGAUCAACAGCAGACCGUAGGGACCGCGAUAGAAGUCCCCGGAGGCAUUACACUUCCACGACAAUGAUUGCUAUCAGUGGCGAUGCUAAUGUAGCAAUUCAUGAUCAUGAACAAGGCACUUCAACUUACAUCUCAUCUAGUAAUGGUCCAAAAUAUCAUAAUUCGCCUCGACCUGGCUACAUACCUCACCCUAGCGAUGCACGAUACCGCGCUCCCUCCCUCCCGCACCCCCAACUCACGAGCCGUCCACGAAUUGAAGAAGUGGGGUCCGUAUCGGGAACUUCGUAUGGUUCUGAAAGUACCGCCAAACCGCUACGUAUCGGCAACGGCUCGACCCGAGACUGGCCGUUUCAAAAUUCUGAUUCGGGCGUUAAAACCAUAACGGGCUCCGAAGCCUCACGGUUGUUGGAGAGACCUGCAUCUUCACGCGGUGGACACUCCGAAGCUACUGGGCGCUCUCAAGCUUUGGCGCCGAUUUAUGAGAUAAGGGAGCCUCGAUGGGCAACGUAA
Molecule: messenger RNA, 1245 nt
Organism: Botrytis deweyae
Lineage: Eukaryota; Fungi; Ascomycota; Leotiomycetes; Helotiales; Sclerotiniaceae
Exons: 1
Coding region: 1-1245 (414 amino acids)
Source: RefSeq, a predicted model, not a curated record